UCAUAUCUAACGUUUGUGCUACUCGCAGAAUAGACUAUUUUACUUCAUUUAAAAUGCAUGCAGUCAAGUGCAUUUUUAAAACAGUAUUUUAAAUCGAUUAAUCUUGUACUUCAGACAUUUAUAUUAGCCUUGCAUGUCUGACCACCGCACGAAAUGAGGGAAAUAUAAAUUUUCCAUCAUCCCAGACGAGUUUCUACUAUUGAUUAAAAUUCCAGACUUAGGGACGCCACAUGUACCAAAGAUUAUUAAGAAGAAGAUCCUCGAAAUUGUCAUUUUUCACUUAUAAACUGUAACUGUACCGUAAGUUUAAGGGCAUAAAGUCUAAAUUCCAAAAACAUGCUGUUUAGAUGCGCGGCAGGAUGGAUGGACCUAGUUAUGAACAAAAAAAUUGAUAAUAUCGUGCUGUUUUGCAAAUAAUUGAUUUGAUUCGUUAAUUAUAUCAAAUAAACAUCAUUCUUAACUUUUAAAUUGAAAUUAUUAACUAUGUAAUACUAAUACAUAGUUACUAGUAGGUACAUCGAUUUUUUAACAAUAGGCAAAGCAUUUGCGACUGGAGUAAUUUCCUUUAGUGGUUCUUUGUAUUUCGUUGCUUGUCAUGUUUCCCAUGAAGCUGAACGUUCUUGUAACCUAGUGACCUAUUUGCGGGUGCUUACUCUUUGGCAAAUCUCCACGGCGCUUCGGGGGUAGUGGGAACUGACACAGUAUACUAGCAAACAUCUCAUAGUCACACGUACAUUAAAAGGACAAAAUGGGUCUCCCUCAGCUGGAAACUUGUUGUUUUGUGUUCGAUCUCAAAACCGGAUGUUUAAUAAUGGGCAGUAUCAAUGCGGUACUCUCGUUCACAAUGCUGACGCUUCUCAUAGUGCUGGCAGCUGAAGUAGGCGCUAUAGACACGUCGGUGGUCUUCGCCGGAGACAUCGAGAUGCAAGCCACCAUCACCGGCCUGUACGCCAUGACCAUCAUACUGGUCUUCAUGUUCCUCAUGAAGUUCUUAUUCGAUAUUGCCUUUGUAUAUGCUGUGUCAACGGAGCGACGCAAUAUAAUCAAAGCCUAUAUGAUUAUGUGGAUCGUGUUCUUCCUCCUGUCCAUGUUCAUAUUCUUCCUCAAUUCCCCGAACAUGAGUGUCGGGACUAUCUGCACUGAAGUCGUUUAUAUUGGUCACAACGUGUACACGAUCCUUCUGAGCCACAGUUUCUACAAACAGCUGAACAGCAGGGAAGAGGUUUAAUUAUAAUCUUAAUAAGGCCAGGCGCGAACUAUCGGCACGAGAUACACACAGCAUGUUCACAUUUCCACCUUCUCGGCAUAUAAUUCCGGUAGACGAUCUUUUACAAAAAUCUUUUAACGCACUCAAACUUUCGACAUCUUAUACAAUCAAUUUCAAUGAGCGCGGGUGUGAUUUCAGGCAACAAUAGACUUGACACUUAAACUAUAGCAAAAACGUACUAAACAUCUUCGUGUGAGCGAGAUAGCGCAAUAGACACCGUAGAGCGCCGUCUCUGUUCCACAUCUUCAAAAGUACUGUUUUAUUUAGUGGUAGUAGGUCACCGGGCUGUUGCAAUGACUUCUAUGGUUCUCAGUACACUCACUAAAGCUUCUGAAAUCUCCGAAAAUGAUAUUAAUUAAUUAAUAUAAGUGUGUCUCUAGGCAUAUGCUUAAGGAUCUUACACCAUUCUGCCAUUUCGUGCCGAUAGAGGGCGCAUUAGGCCUGCGUAGCUAAACACCAAUGUCAAAUUCUAGAAAACAAAUUUUAUUAUAGUGUUAUUACAUGUUAUAAAUGUUUAUCUAACAAAUGUUGAUCUCGUGAACACUGUCGUCGAAAAUACAAGCUUCAUGGGCAGUGAAAAUGUAGAUAGUCUAUUGUUUUUUUACGAAAUGUAUUUAAUUCGGGAAUAUAUUUUUAUUUUAUUAUUGACUUCGACCAUUGUAAAACGCAGCUUUGCAUUAUAAGUGUCGAAUUAUAAGUAUUGAUAAAAUACUUUUUUCAUAGUUUUCAUAGCAAAGCUCGCCAAAGCGAUCCAAAUGAUUGAAAAACAGUAGUAAACAUAUUUUCGACUGAAAGGAUUAAGUAUUAUGUACACAUACAAAAACUGAAUGUAAUACUUGAAAAUAAAUUUUAUUUCUAUAAGGCCCG
Molecule: messenger RNA, 2134 nt
Organism: Trichoplusia ni (cabbage looper)
Lineage: Eukaryota; Metazoa; Arthropoda; Insecta; Lepidoptera; Noctuidae
Exons: 5
Coding region: 749-1228 (159 amino acids)
Source: RefSeq, a predicted model, not a curated record